AUGGGCUGCGCCUCGUCCGCCGAGGAGCGCGCCGCCAUUGCGCGCAGCAAGCAGAUCGAGAAGAACCUCAAGGAAGAUGGCAUCCAGGCUGCCAAGGACAUUAAGCUGCUGCUCCUUGGUGCUGGUGAAUCAGGCAAAAGUACUAUAGUCAAACAAAUGAAAAUUAUCCACGAAAGUGGCUUCACAAAUGAAGACUUCAAACAGUACCGGCCGGUGGUGUACAGCAACACGAUUCAGUCGCUCGUCGCCAUCUUGCGUGCUAUGCCCAACCUGGGCAUCACCUACGGCAAUAAGGACCGAGAGAGCGAUGGCAAGAUGGUGUUUGACGUGAUCCAACGGAUGGAAGACACGGAGCCGUUCAGCGAGGAAUUGCUGGCGGCGAUGAAGAGGCUCUGGGCGGACGCAGGCGUGCAGGAGUGCUUCGGUCGCUCCAACGAGUACCAGCUCAACGACUCCGCCAAAUAUUUCCUGGACGACUUGGACCGGUUAGGUGCGAGAGAUUACCAGCCCACCGAACAAGAUAUUUUAAGGACUAGAGUCAAAACCACUGGCAUCGUCGAAGUGCACUUCUCCUUCAAAAACCUUAAUUUCAAAUUGUUCGACGUGGGUGGCCAGCGGUCUGAGAGAAAGAAAUGGAUCCACUGCUUCGAGGAUGUGACCGCGAUCAUAUUCUGCGUCGCCAUGUCCGAGUACGACCAGGUGUUGCACGAGGAUGAGACAACGAACCGUAUGCAAGAGAGUCUAAAGCUGUUCGAUUCUAUCUGCAACAACAAGUGGUUCACCGACACCAGCAUCAUCCUGUUCCUCAACAAGAAGGAUCUGUUCGAGGAGAAAAUACGCAAGUCGCCGCUCACUAUAUGCUUUCCCGAGUACACGGGUGCGCAAGAAUAUGGCGAGGCAGCGGCGUACAUUCAAGCCCAGUUCGAGGCAAAGAACAAGUCUACCACGAAGGAGAUCUACUGCCACAUGACGUGCGCCACCGACACCAACAACAUCCAGUUCGUGUUCGACGCCGUGACCGACGUGAUCAUCGCCAACAACCUGCGCGGCUGCGGCCUGUACUAG
Messenger RNA from Spodoptera littoralis (African cotton leafworm), 1065 nucleotides. NCBI's taxonomy places the organism in Eukaryota, Metazoa, Arthropoda, Insecta, Lepidoptera, Noctuidae. The record is from the annotation of a GenBank genome assembly.